CCCUUCAAGCCGGUGGGGGUGGGUAGAUGAUAUCCCAGUCAUAUAUCACGAGCGUGUUGCCUGAGUGGCCGCUUUCAGCGCGGACAACCCGAUAUUUUUGUGUUUGAGACUCGUUGCCCAUGUUCUUUAUAUCUGGUAUGAAAACUUCUUUGAAGCGGUUUUUCUAUUGUAUCGUGUCUGCUUGACAAGCCUUUACUGGAAUUCAACUUUGCUUAACCCUUUAUCACUUCAUUCUCGAUUUCAUAUCAAAAGAGGUGCCUGGAGAUUAUGUCGGCAACCUUUGGGCCCAAUAUUUCUUUGGUAAAUCGUUGGACUCAGUCCACCAGGAAUCCGAGAGCGAGAUCAUCAGUCCCACAUGGAGGCGGAUCGCCCUUGGUUAUGUACAAGAAUGGCGUCUAUUAUCCCAACUGGCGAGUGCAUCACGAUCAGCCACCGUCUUCCUUGAUGCUGGAUGCUAUUUCGCAUGUCUUUUAUGCUUCUGCUUGGGUAAAGACAGAUGGGACUGUUUUUCUGAGCGAUGAGUGGGCCGAUUCAGGCAUAGAAGUUGACGGACAGCUGGGCUGCUUACGAGCAUUUGCUUCGCUCAAGCGUAAACACUCGCAACUUAAGUUGAUUCUUUCCAUUGGCGGAGGAAAUCAAGGAAGCGAUGGAUUUGCGCAGGCUGCGUCAUCGCCAUCAGGACGUGCCCAGUUUGCCACAUCAGCAAGAACCUUAAUUAACCAAUUUGGCUUCGAUGGAAUUGAUGUGGACUGGGAAUACCCCUCGAGCGUCGAGGAAGGCAAUGACUACAUCCUCCUUCUAGCUACGAUCCGGUCCUUUCUACCCUCGGGACAGUACAUUCUAACCUCCGCCUUAUCAGCGGGCGAGUGGGCUCUAAAGCACAUUGAUCUUGUCGCCGCUGCCGGCUACGUUGAUCUAAUCAACCUUAUGGCUUACGAUUUCUACGGACCAUGGACAGACAAAGCAGGACAUCAAGCCCAGCUAUACGCACCGAAGAACCUUCCGCCAGCUGAUCCAGCAAACAUGUCCUGUCAAUCAGCCGUGAACUACAUGCUUUCGCGAGACGUCCCAGCUAAUAAGAUACUAUUGGGAAUACCAACAUAUGGUCGAUCCUUCAAAGGUGCUGAAGGGGUAGGUCAGUCGCACAGUGGUCAAGAAGGGGACAGCGGCACUUUUGAAUACAAAGACCUUCCGGGUCCCGGUGCUCGUGAGGCUGUCGAUGAAGAACUAGGAGCCGCUUUUGCUAUAGGUGGUCCCGGUGGCUUUGUAUCGUAUGACAAUCCCACCACUGUGAAAAUGAAGGCCAACUUCGUCAAGCAGACAGGUCUAGCCGGGCUCUUUUACUGGCCUGGCACUUCAGAUGUUAGAGGUCCCCGAAGUUUGAUACAGACCGGUUUCACCACUUUGCAUCAAUUUGAUUGACUGCA
Xylona heveae TC161 is the source of this 1427-nucleotide messenger RNA. Its product is annotated as glycoside hydrolase family 18 protein. Gene Ontology annotation, cellular component: extracellular region. The record is from RefSeq and is a predicted model, not a curated record. Bases 268 to 1422 code for a protein of 384 amino acids. Gene Ontology annotation, biological process: chitin catabolic process; carbohydrate metabolic process. Gene Ontology annotation, molecular function: chitinase activity; chitin binding. Lineage: Eukaryota; Fungi; Ascomycota; Xylonomycetes; Xylonales; Xylonaceae. The transcript has 4 exons.